Molecule: messenger RNA, 4269 nt
Organism: Chelmon rostratus (copperband butterflyfish)
Lineage: Eukaryota; Metazoa; Chordata; Actinopteri; Chaetodontiformes; Chaetodontidae
Gene: zfyve21
Product: zinc finger, FYVE domain containing 21
Exons: 7
Coding region: 32-712 (226 amino acids)
Molecular function (GO): metal ion binding
Source: RefSeq, a predicted model, not a curated record
UACAAAGAGGAGAAACAGCUGCUAAAGCAAAAUGUCUUCAGUGCCUGAUGGAAAGAAACUCGUCCGGAGCCCCAGCGGUCUUCGCAUGGUGCCGGAAAACGGUGCCUUUAACAGCCCCUUCUCCCUGGACGAGCCGCAGUGGGUCCCGGAUAAAGAGUGCCCGAGAUGUAUGCAGUGUGACACCAAGUUCGACUUCAUCAGAAGAAAGCAUCACUGCCGGCGGUGCGGCCGGUGCUUCUGCGAUAAGUGCUGCAGUAAGAAGGUGGUGCUGCCCCGCAUGUGUUUCGUGGACCCGGUGCGGCAGUGCGCCGAGUGCAGCCUGGUCUCCCAGAAAGAGAUGGAGUUCUACGACAAGCAGCUCAAGGUGCUUCUGGGAGGUGGAACCUUCGUCGUCACUCUGGGAACGUCAGAGAAGUCUGAAACUAUGACGUGUCGCCUCUCCAACAACCACAGGUAUCUGUUCCUGGACGGUGAAAGCCACUUCGAGGUGGAGCUGUCUCGGAUCUCCAGCAUGCAGAUUCUGACCGACGGGACGAGUCCAGGAGGAGGGACGUCGCGGGCCAGCGGCAUGCUGCUCCACUACAAGCCGAUGGGCUCCCAGGACGUCCAGCAGCUCCGCAUGGAGGCAGCAGACGACAAGAAGGUGGCCUCGUUAUGGUUGGCUGCAAUGCACAAGGCGGCCAAGCUGCUGUAUGAAGCCCGGGACCAGUGACGUGCAGGCAGUCUGCAAGGCGAACCUCCAGGCAGCACACACCCAAGUGUUUUCUCCCCCGUCUCACCGGGGUUUGGUAUCGUUUGGAUUUUAUUAACGCCAGUUCUGAUUCUGCUUCUCCGUCUGAUUCCUCAUCGGUUCUUGAUACCAGUUCUUAUCAUGGCAAUUUCUGCAAGAAAUGUUUAUACGAAAACACUUUAUUACCUCUAUAACCAGUACUUUGUACAUCGUGUUUACCACAAAUAGGCUGAUUGUUCUUCUUACGAUUAUUUUUUUACGUUUUACGUCUCUCAGAGUUCUUAAUCCUCUUUGAGUUAAUCCAUAAAUCAGGGCGUGCAGCAUUAAUGUUUCCACAGCAGCAGGAGAAGCUUUCCAACACGAGUUCGUAUCUGCUGAUUUCAGGCUUCAUUCUCACAGCCGAGAAUCGUUUUGAUUGAGUUUUUUUUUUUUUUUUGUAGCCGUGUGAUCCUGCGAAUUCUUACAGUUUGUAUUUUGGCACAGAAGCUGAACUUUGACAUGAUAACAUCCAUGAAAUGUGACAUCAAACCUUCACAAACAGUUUUUCAUAAUUCAGACGUGUAGUUCAGCUUCAGACGGAAGCACAGUUGUUUUCGUGGCAACACAAUAAUUUUAUACGCUGCUGUUUAGUUCUUUUAUGUCAGCGAGGAUUUUAUUUCCUGGGAGAAGUGAUGAGACACUUUACGGGUCCCUGCAGGGAUCAUUUUACGUAUCGUCCAAGUACGAUUGAGCCGGUUUGAACCCAGAGCUUCCCGACAGAGCUUUGUGUCCCACAAGUUAAAGGACAAAUCCACCAUCAGACCCUUUAACGCCGAUAGAAAAGCAGCUAUGUGUGAUGUGCUUUGCAUUUCAGGGCUUUGUUCGCUUGUGUUUUAGUUGAUCCCAGAGACGCUUAAAAUCGGCGUGAGUGGUUUCUAUCCGGGUGUUUCACUGCACGCCACACAAGCGAGGAGGCACAGAGGGCGUUUUAUACAGGAGCUGGAGCAGGAAAUGGACCGGAAUAAGUGCAAGGCAGUCUGGGAAGUGUAGGAAGAGGCAGGUUUCAUGAUGGAACAAUUCCUGAAAUGCAAAGAACAUCACAGAUUUAUUCACAACUUAAACAACAGUGUUGGAUUUGUCCUUUAAGAGGGCUGCCGUCGUUCUUCUGGUUCUUCUCUUUAAAUGAACAACUCUGCUCUCUGCAUCAAGUAUUUACACAUUCAGAUCUUUAGGCGUCGGCGUCUAAGGGAAGUACAGACUAUUCACUGGUUCCAGUGGAGCAUUGACACACACAGACAUAAAGAAAUGCUUUAAAUGUAGUUUCAUGUAUUGAAGUUUUGUAUAAGCUAUUUUGUUAACUAUUCCUACUUUUAUCACGAGGUGUGUGCGUACUCACAUGACUUUUCGAAGCUGAAGUAUGAAUAUAGUUUUUGUAACAUUUGUAAACAGUAAUUCCUUUUAUUCUCUAUAACAGAGUCUGUUUUCCUUUUUCUUUUCUUUUUCCUGGUUAUCUUUGUCCAGAGAUGUGAAAUCACCUCCCUCCCUCAGUGCCGUUCGGCCCUGUUGAGUCGGGGGGGUUUGUCAGUUUGGUCGUUAGCUGUGCUUCCGAGGACCUGCUCGAAACGAGACGUUAGUUUGACCCGAGGUGGUGAAAGUGUUGAAUAAGCAAAUAUCUGGCCCGAUCCCCUUUUUGCUGGGUUAAAAAGGUUUCUGGAAGCGGGCCCUGCUUUGCUGCUUCACAUUAAAAGCAUUAAAUGAAGCUUUAACUUUGUACACAUCGUGCUAACUGAGCGAAGACGCGGGUGAGACGAGUCUUUGAGGAAACACCUUCAGACCGGCAGUGAUGUGAUGUUAAGAUUUUAGAUUUUUCCUAAGAACAAAUGGUGAACGCCGUGAGGUGAAGUUAAUGGUAGCACAAGAGGCACAAACUGGGGUUUAAAGUCAGAUUUCUUUUUAGCGUUUCCAAACCGUAAUUUGUCCCUGACGUAAACAUGUGAUGUCAGCAGAGUCACAUGUGACACUGUGACGUCACUUUAACAGAUUUUACUCCACAAAUCCCUCAUUUUCCUUCCAGCUCUCUUGAUAAGUCUUGAAACUUUCAGCUGUUUCGAGCUAGGAGAAAAAUUGAGGGAAUUUGUGACACCGUUAUUGUUGUUUGUUUUUUUUUUUAAAACAAAAUGAAGACGUGCAUCUUAAACUCACUUGUUUUUUAGCUGAAGCAUGAAGUGUAUUUGUGAAUUUAAGUGUGAAUAUAAGAUGGGAAGACGCGUAAACUGAGUGUUGUGAUGCAAAAAUCUCACCUCAUCAUGCUCUUACUGGCUUUUUCUGGAGCUUUCAGCCGCACCUCACCGUCUUCGUUCGCUCAGUUGCUAUCAGGUGACUGCAGUAGGAACCUGUGGUCACAAGGACGUCAUAUAUGAGACGUAUGUGUGAUGAAAGCGCCACAAAAAAAAGCCAGUAAGUGGACCUUGAGGUAAGACGUUUCUGUCAAAACGCUUUGCAUGGAUAACCUUAAAUCUGUCGCAAUUCUAAAUGCACAGUUGCAUUUUAACACUAUUUGCUAUAUUUAGCUGAAAUUACCAAGUUUCAUCGGCUCCACAGUAAUGAGCAUUUUUAAAAUCUUGCUGCCGUUCGUGUGUCUUCCCUAUUAAGCUUGAAGAAAGAACUUCAGGCGACUUAAUGGAGCACAGAAACGGUCGAUCGUUGAACUUUGUCGGCCUUUUUACCUUUUGUCCUGAAAUUUGUGUCGUAUCCAAUGAAAACAACGUUCACCACCUCCACUUUGUGACAUAAAGUUUAUUUUUAUAUGCUGCUCACCUAAGAGUUAAAAUGAUGAGUUGUCGGCUUUUCAGAACAGAGAAGCAGGAAGACGGUGAGGUUCUGUGUUAAAAGACGUCUUGAUGUUGUCUCACUGGUGUUCAUGUAUGUUCACAAGCUUUUCCAGUUUUUCCAGCAACACUGAUCUUCCAUUGUAGAGCUGUUUGUGAUGAAGACAGGUGAGAACGGCUGCACAGUUAGUUGUUAGCUGUGUAUCCAUCACUGAGAUGCAUCAUCCCUUCAGGUGAAGUCUGAAAAUCUAAAUCACGGCAGUGAAGGUAGCAGUUGCAUUCAUUCAAAAUUAUUAAAUUGGAAGUUUUUAAUCAUAAAAACAAACUACCAGAAUGCAGCAUCUUCCAGGUUUGAUAAAAAGUUCACAAUUAUGUUGCAGAUUUCUGCAUUUAAUUCAACAUAUUUCAGUUACUUUUUCUUCCAGUGCUGUUUAAAACGUCUAAAAAUUGCUGUUAUUGUAAUGUUUAUAAUUGUUUAUUAAUUCUAAUAAAGUGAUUUUAGGAAUGAGUGAAUCUGAGAGGAUGUUGGAUUGACUGUGCAGCCCUCUCAGGCUGUCCUCAGUGAUAAGAUGAUGAGUAUCUGUUGUAAGUUUGCACCACCUGUAACGUGACCACGUCAGGAGUCAGCCAGUGUUUGUACCUGCACCUUAUUCCCACCCUGAUUUUAUCCCUCCGCUUCAUUUAUUACAAUGAAAGUGCUACUCGACACCCUUUGUUGGAUUAUUCUGUUGA